AUGGCACUGGAAGAAGAGGAUGACUUCCUCUUAGAUCUCCUGACCUAUGUGUGCCCCGUUAGUGGCAAAAAACGCACUGCUGGCAACUUUGACGUGAACCUGCCACACCCAAAAGUCCCAUGCUCCCAUGUUGUUGAGAUGGCGAAGGCGCAGGUGGAAAGCAAUCCACACGCAAGCCCUGCGUUGAAAGAGUUUGCACGCAUCCGGCCUGAAGAUGCUGAGACGGCAUGCCAUGAGGUGUUGACCAAAUAUGGUUUUAGUGUGCCCAUUCCAGUUGAGACUUUGAACAUUGGACCUGGUCAAUUGAAGGCCUGCCCUUUCGUUCGUCCUAGUGCAUGGGCGACGUACUUACUCAACAAAGGCAUUUUGCCGAGGCAGUUAGUGGGGGUGGCAGAUCGUGCACAAAUGGAGGAAACUUUGAGGGAACAUUGGAAACGGUACCAGGUCCUCUUUCCAAACCAUCCGAUCUUCCGGCUAGCGCUGGAGGGGACUGUGCAGCUUCAGCGCUGCGUUCCAAUUCUGUCGCAUAGCGACGAAGGCAGAUCGACGAAGCACCUACCGCUGUUCGUCAUGAGUUUCCACGGAGCUUUGGGGCGGGGCACGCAGUUGUAUGUGCAGAAGCAAAAGCCGCUCAUUUUGGCAUGUUGCGAGGGCUGCGACAUCCCGCAAGCCUUGUGA
This is a messenger RNA of Durusdinium trenchii, 678 nucleotides long. The record is from the annotation of a GenBank genome assembly. NCBI's taxonomy places the organism in Eukaryota, Dinophyceae, Suessiales, Symbiodiniaceae.